Messenger RNA from Colletotrichum acutatum, 1362 nucleotides. Its product is annotated as apses transcription factor Xbp1. Gene Ontology annotation, molecular function: transcription regulator activity; DNA binding. NCBI's taxonomy places the organism in Eukaryota, Fungi, Ascomycota, Sordariomycetes, Glomerellales, Glomerellaceae. Gene Ontology annotation, cellular component: MBF transcription complex; SBF transcription complex. The coding region runs from base 1 to 1362 and encodes 453 amino acids. The transcript has 4 exons. The record is from RefSeq and is a predicted model, not a curated record.
AUGUCCUCGCCGGGAACCUGCUACUCAGACAGAGCUCCGUCACCAUAUCUUGACCGACCCGUCGUUCCGAAGCUCAAGAUGUCCAAGGAUCCGUCUCCGGUAUCCAAAUACAAGCCUCGUGGAGUCAUCCAAUACUACCCAUUUGAGAACUUGGACGAUAUAUCCCGCCGCGAGGUCCACCGCUUUCGUGUCUCGCCAUUUGGUCGUAUCCAGGAGUCAUGUGCCCACAUUCCAUACAACAGCGGCAAGAAGGACUUCUUCGAGAAGACAGGGCGGGAGAGCUUUGAAGUUUUCAAGUACGAGUUCAAGGUGCCUGGAGAGGACAACGACUUCACUGUCAUGUGGGACUACAACGUCGGUCUUGUUCGGAUGACUCCCUUUUUCAAGUGUUGCAAAUAUUCCAAGACUGUUCCGGCAAAGAUGUUAAGCCUGAACCCUGGACUCAAGGACAUCACGCACAGCAUCACGGGAGGCGCUAUAGCAGCUCAAGGGUACUGGAUGCCGUAUGAAUGUGCCAAGGCAGUAUGUGCUACGUUCUGCUACAGCAUUGCCGGAGCCCUUAUUCCCAUCUUUGGCCCGUCGUUUCCGUCCAUGUGCGUCUCGCCUGGCUCGCCAGAGUACCAGCGCAUGGUGAUUGACCAUCGAAUCGUCGAAGACGCUGUCAAAGACGCCGGCAGGUUACGAAAAGUACAGCAUCGCGCUCUCCCUCCCAUCACCCUCGGGCAUAUGCCCAACAUUGAACGACGGCCCAUGCGACCUCUUCGUGACGACAGAAGACUCCGACUUAACACGACUCGUCUCAUGAGUCCGUACAGCGAUACCGAUGGGGAGGGUGGCACCCGCUCGUGCCCGGACUCGGCGUCCAGUAACGGCUCAGACGGCGUCGGCUAUAGCUACGGAUAUCACCAGACUCCGGCACGACACUCGCAGCCGCCGACUUCUGGAUGGGUGGCUGCAAAUCACCCAGAGCCGUACCGCUUGGUCGACGACAUCUACCGCACAGCCCAUACACCUCAUCCGUACCUCAGCGCCGUCCCCCGCUUCACGCCCCUGAACAGCAGACACACGCCGACCCCUCGUCGUCCACAGUGGUCACAAAAGCGUCCCGUCGAUCACGACGACAGCGAUGGCGGUCGUAACAGUAGCGCCGGCGAGAGUCUCCACGCUAGCAGCCCCGCUCUGAGCUUCCAGUCUGACACUCGGCGAAGGGAAGAAGAGUCUGACGCUGAGAUUGCCGAGCAGAAUGCCGCGCUGGGCCUCAUGACGCUCAAGACGGCGUCUCGCAAGGAGUCUGGCUACCAAAGCGACUUGGACAGCUCCGAUCUACACCGCAGCAAGCGACGGCGGGCCACGUCCGCUUGA